Messenger RNA from Parathielavia appendiculata, 198 nucleotides. RefSeq lists its product as uncharacterized. The transcript has 2 exons. Bases 1 to 198 code for a protein of 65 amino acids. The record is from RefSeq and is a predicted model, not a curated record. Lineage: Eukaryota; Fungi; Ascomycota; Sordariomycetes; Sordariales; Chaetomiaceae.
AUGGGCAAACCCAAGAUGGACGAAGCCGCCGCCGAGCGAAUUCGCAGGGCACGCGGUGACAAGGACGGAUUUAGCAAACGUGCCGCAGACGCCGCCCGGCGGAACGACCAGGGCGGUAGCUUGUUGUCAUCCAAAAGCAGCAGUGACCCGAGCAAGAGCGGUGGUGGUCACAAGAACAGCAGCGGCAGCAAGAAGUGA